Molecule: messenger RNA, 3890 nt
Organism: Gigantopelta aegis
Lineage: Eukaryota; Metazoa; Mollusca; Gastropoda; Neomphalida; Peltospiridae
Product: KAT8 regulatory NSL complex subunit 3-like
Exons: 14
Coding region: 135-3503 (1122 amino acids)
Biological process (GO): positive regulation of transcription by RNA polymerase II
Cellular component (GO): NSL complex
Source: RefSeq, a predicted model, not a curated record
AAUCAUUGCACUUUUAGGUGCGUAGUUUUGUUCGUGUUCGUAACGCCUUACACUGUCAUAAAUACGAGUUUUACGAUAUCGUUUGUUUGAUUAUAGAAUCAAUGAAGAAUCAGUAAAAGAAGAAAACAUAAAUUAUGCCUGAAGAUGGCCAACCUCCAAGACGGUUUGGGUCAGCCUUUCACCGCUUUCCUGGGCGUGAAUUCCAUUAUGAUUUUGUCAUGAUGGAUCACAGCUACUCAAAACCAUGGAGUGCGCAUCCAGAUGCCAGCAAUGCCUAUCCAGUCAAAGUGCUGUACAUGUCCAAGUUGCCACGAUCAACAGACAAGACUCCCAGUGAACCUGUUAAUAUUGAUGUUCAGCAAGUGUCGCCUUCACCAGCUUUGCCAUAUGACUUAUCAAAGGCACGGAAUUUGAUGAAUGAGUGCGAGAGACAUGCUAAUCUUGUCCGAACCGAAGAUGCUGGCCAGGACUGGGAAGACCACAUUACACGUGCUGGCUGGAGUAUGCAGCAGAAUCGUCUUUUCAACAAAGUUAUUAAGGCAUUACAGAUGGACAAACUGGCUAGACUCGCUUACGAAAGACUGGAUAAUGAGCCCAUCAUGAGACGUAUUCACAUUGACAAGACGGCUCGAAGAGUUCGCCAAGCUUUGGCCAGUGUUAACUGGGACAUGAAGUUAGCCCAGUGGCUGCACUGUUUCCUGAUGGAGAACCUGAGUCUACAGUUGCUGGCUGCAUACCUCGACGUCAUGCAGACACUCAAAAGCAAGAUACCGUCGCUGAUUGAGAGAAUGAUGUCUUCAUUCAUUCCUCGACUGUCAGCUGUUUCCCAAGAUACUAUGAAUCUCUUACUUAAGCGAUCGUGGGAUCCGGUACAGAAUGUGCUAUCUCAGCAGAAACUUAAGAAACUACCAGGCAAUCCCUUGCUUCUGAUUGCCCCAAGCGGUCCGAUACAGCCGCAUCUGACGAACUCGAAGCGCUACAAGUUCUGGAACAGCCAGCUAGCCAACCUGGGCAAGGUUGUUCCAGUCACGAUGCACACGGCUAGUGGGGGAAGUGGAGUGGCAAUAGCCCAGUGCCUAGAACACAUGAUUGGAGCUGUGCGCACCAAAGUGUUAGAGUCUAAAGGCCACACUCAGAAUCGUCCAAUCAUCUUAGUGGGAUGGAAUAUUGGAGCUCUUGUUGCUUGUCAUGUUUCAUUGGUGGAAUCGGUGACUGCAGUUGUCUGUCUUGGUUUUCCAAUGUGUGGCAUAAAUGGAGUGCGAGGGGAUGUUGAAGAUUCACUGUUGGACAGUAAAACCUGUACAUUGUUUGUGAUUGGUCAGCAUGCGGACAUGUGCAGUAUUGACGCCAUUGAAGAUCUGCGUGAGCGUAUGAAGGCUGAAAAUAGUUUGCUGGUUGUAGGGGGCGCUGACGACAACCUCCGACUGUCCAGGGCCAAGAAAAAGAAGGAGGGAAUAACUCAGGCUAUGGCUGACCGAGCCAUUUUGGAUGAAAUCUGUGAGUUCUUGGGUGGAGUUUUGUGCCAAUCUGCCAUGGCGACAGACGUUCAAGAAAUUGGAGAAUUUGAGUUGAGAAAUAAGAAAAAACGAAAGAUCUCGAGAGACCUGUCUACCGAUUACCCGACACUUGCAAUACAAAGAGGGGCACCGAAGAAGACUGUAGCUACGACUGGAGUGUAUCCUGGUCUGACAUUCACCACUCAGGUGAAACCAAACGAUUGGUCCGCAGCUCCAGAUCGGAAACCAGCCCCACGAAAGCGACAGGCUAGAAGCCCUUUAUCAGGUAUACCCAGAAAGAAGAUAACCUUAUUAUCGAGCUACCAAGCAGCCACGUCUGUGAAGACGUCACUUGUCCUCUCCUCCCUUCCACAGAUGGCUAAGCCCAUAUUCACCGUUCCUGGAGCCAAGGAGCUGUCAGGAUUACUGCAAGGCGUAAAGAAUCCCGCAGAUCAAGAUUUUGCUGCCAAGACGAGCACGAUAACCACUAUUCCCCUGUCCAAGUUGCUGACAUCUACCAGCACCACAACAUCUGCCAGUGAGAAAGGAGCAACUCUGAAAUAUUUAGCAUCUGUGGUGAAGGAAGGCCAAAGUGACGAGGAUAAAGCGGCGUGGCUGGCGACUCAGGGAGGAAGCGGAACUCACAAGAUUCUGCUGAAGACUCGGACAUCGUCACCGUUCACUAUCCCACUGUCCAUGGCGCAGAAGCUGGUGAACGGAUCCCCCUUACUUCACAUUACAUCCGCAUCCACCACACCCACUCAGAUCCACCAGCUGUUGUCAUCGGUUACCAGAGCAUCGUCGUUGUCUCCUAUGGGCAAAACCAUCCUGAUCACCAGUGAAAACAUCACGUCGGCUGCAAACUCUCCAAUUCUGUCUCUCGCUAGCUCGAAAAAAACUCCCGUCACGGUUUUCACACCCAAAGUUGUCUCUUCGUCACAGAAACUGAAAACGGUGGCGUUAGUGUCUCCGUCUCCCGACCAAGAAAAGGUCAAAGAAAUACAAAGACUCCAGUUCCAUGACUUCCCUCUGACGACCGCAACUCUCACAAAGUUGUCUGGAUCUUCGACAGUCACCCAAGCAAAGAUUUUAGGAAACAGUCAGCAAAUGGAUAUGAGCAAGUCGAUUGGGAAUAUCACAACCAAGUCUGCUAGUGUAAUGUCAGGCAACAAGAGUCUGAUAAAUCCAGGCACAUUAACGAUUCCUCUCUCCGCAGUGACUACAAAGGCUGGAACACACAGUCCAGUCCUGAUCUCAAGUUCAGAUGUUGGUAUGUAUAAGAUACAGACUGGGACAGCAUUGUCGGCGUCAACAUUUGCCGUGACGUCACCAUCAGUUUCACAGGUGGGUACAUCAUCAGUCAGAUCUUCUCUUGUUUCCAGUGAGACAAUAGGGAAAGUGCCCUUUGUGUUAGAAUCGAGUCCAUCUGUGGCUGUGAGUGUUACAACUGCUGCGUCUGUGGCUUCUAGUUCAAACCUGCCUGGUAAUGAUGAACAAAGAUCUGUAACUUUGUCACUGGCAGCGUCAUCAUCAUCAUCAUCAUCAUCAUCAUCAUCAUCAGAAACUGUUGUGACCGACUCACUAGUUCAGUUGACAUCGGUGAAAUUGGAUUCAGUUGUUAAGACAACAGCAUUGAAAUCUGAGUCACCUGUUUUUUCCCCAUCAGUGCAAUCAGCUGUUUCACAAAUUUCAGCCUCUUCAGAGAAAUCUGUCUUGUCUGUUGUCCCAUCUUCAGUGGAAGUUGGAUUCCCUGUUGUGACGUCUUCAGGGUACUCUGUUGUUUCGGGCUUGGAGAAAUCAACACCGCCAAUUGUGACAACUUCGGUGCAGUGGGAUUCGCCAGUUCUAACACCUCUGGUGAAAUCCAUUUCAUCGGACGUGGCAACUGCAGGAAAAUCCACUUCAAAACCGGUUUCCUCCUACUCCACAAUAUCCAAGCCUAUUCUGCGUCCCAUUGCAUCCACACGGACACGCAGAAUAAAGACCCCAAAACAGUAUGAUCUCUGAAUAGCUAGUGUACAAAAUGUUAGCAAUCUCUGACUAGCUUGUAUACAAAAGGUUGUGGUUUAUCUCUGAAUAACUUGUGUACAAAAUGUUAGCAAUCUCUGAAUAGCUUGUGUACAAAAGGUUGUUGGUAAUCUGUGAACAGCUUGUGCACAAAAUGUUAUCGGCAAUAUCUGAAUAGCUUAUGUACAAACUGUUAGCAAUCUCUGAAUAGCUUGUGUACAAAACGUUGUUGUCGGUAAUCUGUGAACAGCUUGUGUACAAUGUUUUUAUUGGCAAUCACUGAAUAGCUUGUGUACAAAAGGUUGUUGGCAGCAGUGUGGCUGGGAGAUGAGAGCUGGAUCCUUAAUCAGUAUAGGGCAAAGAAUAAAUGAAUGUUUAACAACACAA